This is a messenger RNA of Halteromyces radiatus, 544 nucleotides long. RefSeq lists its product as uncharacterized. The record is from RefSeq and is a predicted model, not a curated record. The coding region runs from base 138 to 428 and encodes 96 amino acids. The transcript has 4 exons. Lineage: Eukaryota; Fungi; Mucoromycota; Mucoromycetes; Mucorales; Cunninghamellaceae.
AAAAAAAAAGAAUCUAUGCCGGAGAUUGAACCAUGAGGACCAAAAUAAAAUAAAAGUAAAAUAAAAAUAAAAAUGUAAUUGUAUUGCCAUUUUUUUUUUAAUUAUCUCUUCCUCUUUCCUUUCACGUCCAUUACAACAUGGCGUUGUUUGCCAAUGACAUUGACUUGAAAACAUGUACUGAUAGCGUAACACCAAUCAUAGCUUAUUGCAACUUUGUGGCAUCCGCGUCUUCAACUGAACUACUUGCACAGUCAGGACAUUUGGCUUUAUCUGCACCUUCACAAAUCAUUGGACGAUUCCAGUAUCUCAAGACUUUACGACACCCUCAUCUAUGUUCUUAUGUUGACAUUUAUCGCGGCAAACAUGAUUAUUUGUUGUAUCUGAGUACUUUGAAAACUCUCUUCCGAAGAUUGAAGCAAGUACUUUAACUCAGCAAAAUGGAUAUGGAGAUACUAGUACUUUACAACGAUUAGCCUUUGAAAUCUUGAAAGCGUUGGCAUUUUUGAAUGAUGUGGGGAUCGUACAUGGUUGUUUAUGCCCACAU